Molecule: messenger RNA, 1264 nt
Organism: Astyanax mexicanus (Mexican tetra)
Lineage: Eukaryota; Metazoa; Chordata; Actinopteri; Characiformes; Acestrorhamphidae
Gene: adtrp1
Product: androgen dependent TFPI regulating protein 1
Exons: 6
Coding region: 28-744 (238 amino acids)
Cellular component (GO): membrane; endomembrane system
Source: RefSeq, a predicted model, not a curated record
AUCAGGAUCAGUGAAGGAGAGCGGGGGAUGAUGGCAGGUGGGUCGGUGUUGAGGGCGCUGCUGCUGCACGUGCUGAUCUUCGGCUGGUAUGUUUUUACCCUCCGGGAGAACUGCGGCCUGGACUUCAAGGGGAGACACCCCGGAGUCCGGACCUACGGAGGCCGCUGGAAGUACCUCACCUUCCUCAACCUGGUGAUGCAGACGGUGUUUUUCGGAUUUUGUCUUUUCACUGAUUUAGUUCUCGCUGUUCUGCCGAGUAAGAACACCCGCAGCGGCGUUCCACUGUUCCUUAUUAAAGUUCGAGACGGGUUCUUCACCGUGCUGGCGUUUCCUGUGGGCACUUUUGUGUUCAUCUCCUUCUGGGCGCUCUACACCAUCGACCGGGAGCUGGUCUAUCCGAAGUAUUUAGAUGAACUGAUUCCUAUUUGGCUGAAUCAUGCUAUGCACACUGUAAUCCUGCCUCUGGUUCUGAUCCAGAUGUACAUUCAGCAUCACAGACACCCCAGUCGUCUCAAUGGGAUCCUCGGCUUGGCUCUGUUCGCUUCCCUAUAUCUAGCCUGGGUUUUAUGGGUGCAUCAUGUGUCGGGGCACUGGGUUUACCCCAUCAUGGCCCGGCUCAGUCCGGGAGGCUUGGUUCUGUUCCUGGGAGCUUCUUCACUCAGCAUGGCUCCACUGUACCUGCUGGGAGAGAAGCUGAACCGAACCAUCUGGAGUCAGACAGGGAAUCAGAAGAAAAAGAAAUAAAAGAACACAGGAACCCAGACUGACCAUCACCCGCUCAAAACCAGCAGGACCAGACUGUUUACUGGGGCGAGGAAUGAUGUAGCACUUUGCAGUAGUUUACUGUGGGAGGGGCUCAGGUAUUUUUAUGGCAGGACUCACUUUAACCUACAGACUACAGGAGUAUUCAGCAGCAGCAGCAGCAGUUUCUACACAUUAUUCACCACUACGUUCAUUUUCUUUUUUUUUUUGGUGAUCUGAAAUAAUUUGCACUUAUUACUAAUUAGAUCAGUAAUAGAUUUUGCAUUGCUAGUGUUACUGUAAUCUGUUUUUUUUUUUUAUUUUAAGAAGUUUAAUUCCAUAUGCUGUACUACCCCAUAAUGUACUGUUUAAUCACACUGAGGACCAUUUUUCUUUCUGUGCAAAAUAUGUUUGCAUGUAAAUUCAUUAAUGUGAUGGUUUUAUAAUGUAAAAUGGAUCUAUGCUGGAUUAUGUGAGAUGAUGAUGAAGGAUUUUAUUAAAAGGUGAAUCCCAUGAAAUUCUA